UAAUUAAAAUAAGUCACUGAGUGUGACUGAUUGUGCAUUAACUCUGUCCUGGGUACUUGUGCCAGAAUGAUUAAGCCCUCUGCAGCUGUCAGGCACGAGUAAAUGCUUCUUUGGAAGCAAAUGACACUCUAUGGCGGUUGACCAUGCAGAAUGAUCCCAGCACCAUUGAGCAAACAGACAGGCCAUGCACCCAGUACUUUGCCAAAAACAAACAGUCACAAAGAGAGCUCAGACCUCAUGUCAGGGCACAGACAGCCUAAUCUUCCCUGGCACAGAGCAAGCUUGCUGGGUUCACAGUAUUUGUGCCAAGAAACCAAAAGACCAUUGGGUACUCUCGAUCCUACAUGGCAAAGUUUCUCCUGUUUAAAGCCUGUGGAAUAAUCCAUCCGGUGUCUUUGUGAAUGAAAUAAAAGCAGCAGUUUAGAUACAUACCAGGAGAGGUGUUUGAAAGGGGGGGGCAAGACAACUAACAGAAGAGAGUGGGAGGGACAGAACGAGGGGUGAGAAGCAAACAGUUUACAUCAUUGUUCCAGAAAGAUCUAGGCCCGUCUCUGCGCCCAUUGCCAGUGGUGUAUAUAAGUAGACUGGCAGGACAGGCACCAGGUUGUAUUUGAGCAGCAUUGUGCUGUUUAGAGACAAAAUGGACAUCGCCAUCCAGCAUCCUUGGUUCCGCCGCUCCUUCUGGACAUCCUUCCUUCCCACCCGGAUCUUCGACCAACAUUUUGGGGAACACAUUUCAGAGAGUGAUGUGUUGGCACCCUACCCUUCACUAUACUUUCCACGCCCUUCCUUCUUUCGCUGGCCCAGCUGGGUGGACAGUGGGCUCUCAGAGAUGAAAUUGGAAAAAGACUGUUUUACCAUCAAUUUGGAUAUAAAGCACUUCGCACCCGAGGAGCUGUCAGUAAAGAUCAGCGGAGAUUAUAUCCAAGUUCAUGCCAAACAUGAGGAUCGCCAGGAUGACCACGGGUUUAUCUCACGAGAGUUUCUCAGAAAAUACCGUGUCCCAUCUGGAGUGGACCCGGCCAGCAUCACGUCAUCUAUCUCUUCUGACGGAGUCCUGACCAUCACGGCACCUCGCAAGGCCUCUGAUGCUCCCGAGCGCUUUAUUUCUAUCACUCGCGAAGACAAGCCUGCAGUGUCUGGCCCACAGAAGAAGUAAAGCUGCAACAUGUUAUCAAGUCUGUCAUCCCUGUGUUUCCCCUGCUGAUCCACUGUGCUCCCCUGCACUUGCACUCCACUACUGGGUCUAAUCAGGCGACAGAGAGAAAGAGUCAAGAUUGACAUGUCUAGAAAGUUUCUCUUUUCCAUCCAGAAGUUAAACAUGGCAUUGACCAAUUGGCUGCUAGAUCUAAAUCAUUUACACCGCUGGAGUUUUGUUUGUACCAUGCGGCCGCUAGUCAUAAAACACAUCCACCAAAUAUAAGGGCUCUUUGUCUUUCAUAGCUGGUCAAACCCAAACAAUGGCUGCACAGAGUCUGUGAGGGUUUGCGUGUAGGAAGCCUGUUGUGCAUCUGUUGUGAUGAAAACGAGAAAGAACAGAGUGAUGGAAUUUCUAAACCUAUAAUCUCAUAUUUCAAAGAAGUGCAUGGUUUUGACAUUCUUGUGUUUCAAAUGCAUAGAAUGGGAGGUGAUGUUCUGUGCUAUGAGAAAAGGAAAGUUUAUUCAGUGAUUUGAUGUUUCGUUUUCACAGUGAACUUGGGACCAGACAAUACAAAGAGACCAGGUGCAGGUAGUGAAGGAAGAGGAAAUGCCGUAGUGAAGAAAACGAACUCUUCUUGUUCCUUAACGUAUGUCGCUCAAGUCUGGUUUGCUUACUACUCCUGUAGGACGUGUAGUGAUUGGAAACUUGCUGUUAACUCAGUAGUGAUGGCGGUUUUCGAAAGCAUUAUGACUAAAUUACAGAGAGUUUCUUUAAAACAAGAUUCUUAAGGAAUGUGUCUAUUCACUUUUGUCGUAAACGUGAUACUGAAAGUGGAUGUGUAUGUAUAAAUGUAUGUAUAAAUGUUUGGGAUGGUGCAUGAUGGUACGUGAGUAUACCAUAUAAUGAGGUGAAGUGUUAUUUUGUUUUACCAGAGCACCACCUCACAAAAGCAACACUGACGAAGCUGCUAAACUAAGCGUUUAACUCAUUCAAUCAUUUUCUGACAAUGCAUGCUACAAAGAAAGUACAGGUUUUCACACAGCUAAUUUCUCACAUGUUCCCUGUGUUCACCAUUGCAUAAUAAAUACCAAAGAGGAACAAAUGCAGGGGAGCACACAAGUCGGCGUUUGAGUCAAGGCGGCCUUUUUACACUCUUCUGGUCCCAGAAUUUCCUUUCCUAUGUUAUUCUAAGAUGAAACGUAAUAAGAGCAAAUGACUAGACUAGUCUCAGAUCAGUGAAAAAGGCCUACAUUCUACUGCUUUGUUAGUUCCCUGCUUUAACAUUUCUGACUAUUCACACCACACCACCAAGCAAAGUGUAGCCACAGUGGUUUCCGUGUGUAUACCGAUGGCUACGAGCUAUUAAUAAAACCUUGGGUCAUUUA
Ictalurus furcatus (blue catfish) is the source of this 2526-nucleotide messenger RNA. It is a transcript of the gene cryabb, whose product is annotated as crystallin, alpha B, b. The transcript is spliced from 3 exons. The record is from RefSeq and is a predicted model, not a curated record. NCBI's taxonomy places the organism in Eukaryota, Metazoa, Chordata, Actinopteri, Siluriformes, Ictaluridae. Gene Ontology annotation, biological process: protein refolding; response to heat. Gene Ontology annotation, molecular function: structural constituent of eye lens; protein folding chaperone. The coding region runs from base 641 to 1159 and encodes 172 amino acids.